Molecule: messenger RNA, 4735 nt
Organism: Triplophysa rosa
Lineage: Eukaryota; Metazoa; Chordata; Actinopteri; Cypriniformes; Nemacheilidae
Gene: zc3h18
Product: zinc finger CCCH-type containing 18
Exons: 19
Coding region: 531-3935 (1134 amino acids)
Molecular function (GO): metal ion binding
Source: RefSeq, a predicted model, not a curated record
UUGAUGACGUCCGGGUAAUGGCCGCCCUCGCUGUGCCGUGCAGGGUUUAUGAAUUUCUCCGGUAAAGAAAAUUAAAAACCCCGACAAAUCGUUCAUUGUUUGAACGCAGUCACCUUGAAGCGAGAGACCGGGUGACUCCCUACACCGAGACCCUGUCUUUAAAGACGCUGUGCUUUGAAAGGUGACCGAAUGUGUUUAAUUCGCGAUCUCCGUGUUUUGUAGGAGGGAGAGCUUAUUGUUGCAUGAUGCGUUAGACAGCGUGCAUCGAAGCAACAGUGCGACGCUUUAACCGGUUAUUUUAGAGUCUUACGUUCUCGCGUGGGCUGUUUAAAGUUACGUUUCGAUGUUUACGACGCGCGAUCGUGUGGGAAAUGUCCGAAAUUACGUCGUCGUCUAGCGAGCGCGCAGGAUUCAGGCCUGUUAGCCGCAUCGCCAUCAACGAGCUGUCCCGUUAAAGAUAAAGCGGCUAAUAAGACAUGUGUCGCCCUCACAUGAAUCCAUUGCCUUAAAUCUGAGAAGAGUUCUUGCUAAUGGAUACGCCUGAGAGCCCGACCCAAUCCCCACAAUCCCCUGAGGAGGAGGAGGAGGAGAAGGGUCUCUCUGACAGUGAGCUGCUGGAAUCACCCGAGUCCCCAACAGAAGAAGGCAAGGUAGUGUCGGAUAGUGAGCUUUUGAACGAUGAUGAAAAUGAAGGACAAGAGGAUGGAGGAGACUCCGACUUUGAUGGAGAAAGGGUUGCAGCUGAUGAAGAAGAUCCAGAAGAAAUUUCAGACCAGGAGGACUACAAGAUUGAUGCUGACGUGAUAGAAAACAUCCACCAACACGGUCGAGGAAGCAGGCAGGAUGCCAGCCGGUCUCCUGAGGAGGAAAUUCUAGAAACGCCAAGAUCACCCGAUCCUGAGUCACCAGAGCCAGACCACGAGCGGCCUUUCACCCCAGUAGAGGAGGAGAAGGAAGACACGAGAGGAGAGUAUGAGGAUGAUGAUGGCAUUGAAGAAACCACCAAAUCUAACCGUAGCCGUUCUGCGCUUGAGGAGGACGAGGAUGAGGAAGAGGAACGGAGGAGGAGGAGGGCGGUGAUGGUAGUGAGUGAUUUGAAAGAUGAGUCUUCUGUGUCCAGAGAUCUAGAUGAACAUGAGCUGGAUUACGAUGAGGAGGUUCCUGAGGAGCCCAGCACUGCUGCUCCUGAGGAAGAGGAUGCAGAAAAGGUUCCUGCUGGUGAGGUUGGAGAUGAUGAUGAAGAGGAUGAAGAGGAGGAAAAGAGAAGGAAGAAAAAGGAAAGGAAACCCAUUCUGCCACCAGACAAUACGGACUCUCCACGAAAAAAGUCUGUGGACUCCAAGGGUCAGGAAGGAGGCAGGAGAGACUCGUUUCGUGAUAAAAAGAAAGAUGAAGAUGAUGGAGAGAUUGAUGAGGGAGAGAUUGAAGAUGAUGAUCUGGAAGAGGGAGAGGUGAAGGAUCCCACAGACAGGAAGAUCAGACCAAGACCCAUCUGCAGGUUUUUCAUGAAAGGAAAUUGCACUUGGGGCAUGAUCUGUAGGUUCAUCCAUCCGGGAGUCAAUGAUAAAGGCAACUACUCCCUCAUCACCAAACCAGACCCCUUCUCUCCUAAUGGAGCCCCUCCUGUGGGAGGAGGACCUCACCCCCUUAUGCCUGGAAACCCCUGGGGGGGGCCUGCAGUAGAGGAGUUACCUCCGCCGCCUCCUCCUUUAGAUCCUCCUGUGGAGAGUGCCUGGGAAAGAGGCCUUAGACAUGCCAAAGAGGUGUUGAAGAAAGCCACUAUUCGUAAAGAACAGGAACCAGAUUUUGAGGAGAAACGUUUUACCGUAACCAUCGGUGAAGAUGAUCGAGACUUUGACAAAGAAAAUGAUUUCUUCAGGGAACGCGGCUAUCGCAUCACAAGGGAAAUCAGAGAUCCUAGUGAUAUAGAGAUCAGAGAUCCAGGUUAUGGGGAUCCGUAUGUUGACCCGUACUAUGAUAUUGAGAUGGAUGCUUUCUGGCGAGGAGGCCAGUAUGAGAACUUCAGGGUGCAGUACACAGAGACCCCGCUUCCUUACUACCCUGACCGAGAGCGUGAGCGAGACCCUCGCGAGCGCCACCGAGAAAGGGAACGGGAACGCGAGAGAGACCACCGGGAGCGGGAGCGCAGACAGAGAGAGCGCGAGAGAGAAAGAGAGAGGGAACGCGAGAAGGAGAGACAGCGCAGGAAGGAGGAAUGGGAGCGAGAUCGUCUGAAACGGGAUGAAAAGGAGGGACGGCCCAGGGAGCGACCACCUAAAGAGCCACGGGAGAAGAAGGAAGAGAAAGAAAAGCCGCUUAAGCCACCACGUUCACCCUCAAACAUGCCCCCCAGAGGGCCAAUGCAGCCACCACCUAAGAAAGAGAUGAUGCCCAUGCCCAAAAGACCAGAUGAAUGGAAGGACCCCUGGCGCAGGUCAAAAUCCCCUAGGAGAAGGCCCGGUCUCAUGGGCUCUCCUCCACACGGCCGCAGACGACACAGACCUUCUGGAUCUUCUGUUUCUCUCUCCAAUUCUUCUAGGUCGUCAUCCCGGUCCUCGACGUUCUCAGGCUCUGGCUCCUCCCGGUCUCGUUCGCGGUCUUCAAUGAGUUCCUUCUCGAGCCAAUCCUCUCAACAUAGCUCUUUCAGCGGAAGCCGCUCAAGAUCAAAAUCUUUCUCUUCGUCUCCCUCCCCAUCCCUGUCAGCACAGAAAAAUACUAUUAAGAACAAAGUAGAGCAGCCUCCUGUUGCAGUGAAGGGCUCCCCGGUGAAGUCUGGUGCACCGCCCCCUCCUCGCAAGGAUAAAGGACCCCCCAAAAUGACACCCAGCCCCUUAUUGCCUGGACAGCCGGGGAAGCCACCCAAGCCCAUCACAGAGGCGCCUAAGCCCCCUAACCCCCGUCCGAGCGGCAGGCCCCCUGGACCACGAGAGCCGAGAGAACCCCCCAACAUGAGAGAAGGACGUAAGAAAGAACGUCAACAGCACCCACCUCGCAGGCGGACAGUCAGUGGCAGCGUCAGUGGUAGCGCAAGCAGUUUUUCCGGCUCUAGCUCACACUCGAGGUCUCGUUCAUCCUCCCCAUCGCUCUCACGGUCUCGAUCCGGAUCUCAGAAAUCUCGGUCUUUGUCGGUCAGCAGCGUGUCAUCCGUCUCCUCUGCCUCCUCUAGUAGCAGCUCGGUCAGGAGCGCCGAUUCAGAGGACAUGUACGCCGACCUGGCUAGCCCUGUGUCCUCCGCCAGCUCCCGAUCACCCACCCCAGGACACGCCCGGAAGGACAGGGUCCCUCCGCGAGACAGGGGCCCCAACAAAGACAGAGGAAAACCCCCAAAGAAAGACGAGCCUUUUAAAGAUGAGAGGAAGCGGGUUGACCCCUCCGGACUCCCAUCCAAAACCAACUCUGGCAUGCCAAGGUCCGGGUCUGGAAACCGGGGACACCCUAUGCACCCGCCUCCCAUGGGUCCUCCAGGAGGAUAUGGCUCUCAUAAGGACAUCAAACUUACGUUGCUCAACAAGCAGCAAACCGACAGAGGCAAUAGGAAGAGGUACUUUCCUGCUGAUAGAGAGCGACCCCCUUCCCCUCUCAGUAAGAGGAUAGCGCUGUCACCUGACAGAGGUCGAGACAGGAGGAUGCCAGGACGGCCCCCGCUGUCUCCCAGAAUGGAUCGAUCCAAAGGUCAAGGGCCUCGGCCAAUGCCACCACAAGGAGAAAGAAAGCGACCUCUGUCUCCACCACCCAAGUUCUCUGGAAAAGGUCCUGCGGCCGUGUCUGCUGGUAAACCUCCCGCACCUGGAGCUGGAUCCGGUUCCAGCUCGGCUUCUGGUUCGGGCUCAGCCAAGCCGAGCAGCACCCUUUCUCGCCGCGAGGAGCUGCUGAAACAAUUGAAGGCCGUAGAGGAUGCCAUAGCCCGCAAAAGGGCCAAAAUCCCUGGGAAAUAAGCCACGUCAGCAUGGCCUCAUACAGCUUCUGGGACAUCUGUUUCUGGACGCCCAGGAUUUGCCAGAAAUGGGGAUAUGGUCACCGUUCUUUGACCUCACAGGGCAUCGCAUAAUUCAUGUCCUGGGGGAAAAGAGGCCACAGAUCGUUUCUGCUUGUGUUGCCCUCCGAGAGAGGUCGUCUAGAUUUUAUAUUGAUGUGAUAAAGUUGAGAAGUGUCACUGUUCAUUUUCACUCUUUCAUUUUUGGAGGAAGUUCCAAGAAUACUGUAGGUUUCGAUAAUAAAAACUAUGUACAUUCAAUGCAUAUUUUUGUGCUCCAUCCCCCCACAACUCAUUUUUUCUCUCUCCUGUUUGUUUUUCCACACUCCUGUUUAGUUGAGGGGAAAGUUCUGGUGGACAGACAGGGCUCUGAGCUUUGUGGACAUAACGACGCAGUCUUAUUUGGCGUGUGUACAUUUGCUGUCUGGAAUAUGGAACUGCUUUUUUAGAACUUUUUCAUUAGCAAGUCCACCUAUAAUUUGUCAAUCAACCCCCGUGUAUGUUCCUCACCAUGUACAUUGUUGCUUAGUGUAUGAUUCUAGAGAACCAAUGACAGUGAUGUGAUGUAUUGCUUUUUUUUAAGAUUUUGCAUUGUUUUCCCCCUAGCUUUUCAAGCAAAAACUGGCAUUUUAUUUCCCCCUCAUUUUUAGUUGAAAAUGUGUGAUUGAGAACCUGGUGAUAAGAAAUAAACCGUUGUGCUUUUUGUGACAGAAAAAGCUUCUAAAUAAACUAUUUUGAUAAAGAGAACCCGCUUUUGAUUGA